Molecule: messenger RNA, 951 nt
Organism: Python bivittatus (Burmese python)
Lineage: Eukaryota; Metazoa; Chordata; Lepidosauria; Squamata; Pythonidae
Gene: INO80E
Product: INO80 complex subunit E
Biological process (GO): chromatin remodeling
Cellular component (GO): Ino80 complex; nucleus
Source: RefSeq, a predicted model, not a curated record
UCGCGGUUCCUGUCCCACGUUACUUCCCCAGCUGGGCAUGAACGGAGCGGGAGAGCCGGAUCCGGGCGGUGGGGGCUACAAGAGGCGUUAUAGAGCCUUGAAACGGAGGCUCAAAUUCCUGAUCUAUGAACAAGAGUGCUUCCAAGAAGAGCUGAGAAAAGCACAAAGAAAACUCUUGAAAGUUUCACGAGAUAAAAGUUUCCUGCUUGAUCGCCUGCUCCAGUAUGAGAAUGUGGAUGAAGACUCAUCAGAUUCAGAGGCAACAGCCUCAUCAGACAACAGUGAUGGAGAGAUGCCAAAAGGGACGGAGCCUCAGUCCCUCAAGAGAAAACAAAGCCCCCAGCUUGGCAGUGCCUCCUCACCAUCGUCCUCAGGUCUUUCUCUCCAGCCAACAUCUGGUUUUGGGCUUCCAGCUUCAGGGACAUCAUCCCCCUACUUAGCCUCUCUGAAUUCACCCACUUAUGUUCCCUUCCCCUCUGACUACUUGGCACUGGGGCCCGAACCUGUUCCCCCCCAGCCUGACAGCAACGCUACUCGCUCUGCCCGGCGGCCGGCAAGGCCCCACACGCUCAAGCUUCCCCUGCCCCCAGCCUCCCACUCGGACUGUUCAUCCGUCGUGGUGGGCUUACCCUUCCCUUCGCCCCGAGGGACUCCCAAGCUGCCACCACCCACCAUCCUCAGCACAGUGCCCCAUCAGAUGUUCAGUGACACCGGGGAGGGCAGUGGCGAAGACCCCCUGGAUGGUGAUGAUGAACUGGUAAUCGACAUUCCGGAGUGACGGUGGCGUCGUUUUGAAAGGACAGAAGUCUCUUGGUUGUGUGCGAGGGGGAUGGUGCCCCAUCAUUUUAUUUUAUUAUUAUUUCUUUGUUUACAGACUCAGGGGGAAAAACAUGCAAAACAGUCAAUAAAUGGGAUUUUGUUUUUGUAUUAAAAGCAUCCAGUUGCAAUUUC